Messenger RNA from Cavenderia fasciculata, 4077 nucleotides. RefSeq lists its product as uncharacterized. Gene Ontology annotation, biological process: DNA integration. The record is from RefSeq and is a predicted model, not a curated record. The transcript has 8 exons. The coding region runs from base 1 to 4077 and encodes 1358 amino acids. Gene Ontology annotation, molecular function: nucleic acid binding. Lineage: Eukaryota; Evosea; Eumycetozoa; Acytosteliales; Cavenderiaceae.
AUGAAUAAAGAAAAUAGUUCACCAGUAGAGAACAGAUCAGGUGUUGGGAGCGAGCAACAACAGGUUGCAAAUGCAUCAACCCUGAUAGACUAUAAUCAGAUGAGUGACGAGGAGUUAGCGUACCUAAUGGAAGAACAGGACCGACUCAUUGUUCAAGAGGAAGCGAAAAGAGAGAGGAUUACACGUUUAAUCGAGAACCAAAGACAAUUACUAGUACUGAGAAGUCAGAAUGAAGAAUUGACAAGAGAAUUGGUCAAGAUUAAGAAAGCAGAAAAGAGAUCAUAUGGGAGCAUAGAAGAUGAUAGUGAUAUAGAUUCAGAGGCAAGCUCGAACAGAGGCACAACCUAUCAGAGAUCAAAUAGAUUGUCAACAAAUGCUUCAUCCUCCUCAUCAAUGCCUACGACAAACGUCGUAAACAACAAUCAAACAACAUCCUCGCCAUCAACAACAGUGCUAGGGAAUGAGCAGUUAUUUGAUCUCAGACAAGCACUGGAUUGCAUCAGAGAGGGAGCAGAUCCACAUGUGAUUGACCAAAUUAUCACUCAAAAGAAAAGAUUAUCCAAAGAACAACUUAUGAUGGUACAAGACCAAUCGAUUAGAUUCAUACCCGAUGAAAUCAAAGAUGUGGGUGCAUACCUCAGAUCGUUGAGAAUGACAAUGGAGAUGUAUGGAUGGCCAGUGACACACAUGUUAUUUCUUGCAAUGAAGAUUACCUCACCAGAGGUGAAUCAGGCAAUGAAACUAGGAGAAAGACAGUCUCUCUCGUGGGAGGAAUUCAGCCAAAUGGCCCAGACAUUGGCAACUCCCCACAACAUCUCAAAGAAAAGGGAAGAGUUUGUUGGCCUACAUCAAGCCAAGUCAGAGUCAGUGGCUCAAUUCUCAAGUCGGUUCCAAACUCUAGUUGGAUUUCAAGAUCAACUAUCGGAUAAAGGAAUAUACGAUUUAAAAGAAAUCAUCGGUCAUGCACAAGGGGUCGAAUCGAUGAUCGUACUGGUCAAAAAGAAGAAUGGUACUCCUAUCAACAUUGAAAAUGGUGACACCAGUAAAACUAGUACUAGUUCAACACAACAAGAGGAUAAAGGAGACAAGCAUGGGAAGAUGAUUAGGGAAGAGAGAUUAAAAAAGAUUAUGGAAUUGACAAACAAGAAGAAGUACACAAUUAUUCAAUUACACAAGGAAAGAAAGUGUUAUGGUUUUCAAGUCCAUGUAAAUUUCGCAAGGACCUGGAGACCAUCUACCCACCCUCGGGUAAUGGCUCCGGGUACCGUGCUAGCAAAUAAUUUAAUUGAUGAUGGAAAAGAACUGCUAUACAUUGAUGUGGAAAUGUAUAACAGUCGUAUGAAAGCCGUCAUCGACACUGGAUCAACGAUAUCGUUAAUCGAUAGUAGAUUGGUGUCGAGAGACGCAGUCGCACGGACACCCACAAAAAUCGUCACGUUAGGCGAAAAGAAAGAGGACUUGGAAAUUUUGGAUUUACCAAGAGCAAAUCUGAAAGAAUCAGAUUAUAUGAAACUGGACAACAACGUUAGAAGAGAGAGAAAGGAAGUAGAUGAAAGUCGUCACCCAGAGGUGGAGCGACUAUUGGAAAAGUACAGCAUCAUUUUCAUAAAUGAUUAUGCAGAUUUUCCUCCAAAGAGAGAAGUGGAAUUUAAAAUUAACCUCAUUCCAGGAAAGGAGAUUGGAAAGAUUUACAUUCCACAACACUCUCAGAAAGAGAUAGAUACACUCAACCGAUUUGUAGAAAAGAUGGUAGAGAAAGGAUUGAUGGAGAAAUCGUUGGCAACACAUCCAAUGCCGUCGCUGGUAGUCGAUAAUGGAGAUAGAGUCGUUCAUGAUUACCGUACGUUGAAUGCGAUUACCGAGACCGACAACCACCCUAUCCAAUUCAUCCCAGUACUCCUGACAAAGAUGGCAGGUGCCAAGAUAUUUUCCAAGUUGGAUGCCAAGAAAGGAUUCUAUCAAAUUAGAAUUAGAGAGGAAGAUAAAGAGAAGACAGCGGUACAGACACCGAUGGGUGUGUAUCAUUACAGAGUGAUGCCAAUGGGCGUCAGGAAUGCACCGGCGACAUUUUGUCGCCUGAUGGACAAGAUCAUACAAGAGAUCUAUGAUGAGAACAAGGACGAAGAGAUUUUCGUCAUAUGUUAUAUUGACGAUAUUUUGGUAUUUUCAAAGAAUGAAGAGGACCACAAGAGACAUGUCUCUCUCGUUUUAAAGAAAAUGGAGGAACAUUUGGUUUAUUUAAAUGGGAGCAAAUGCGAUUUGUUCAAAGAUGAAGUGGCAUUUGUAGGCUACAAGAUAAAUGGAGAAGGCAUAACAACAAACGAAGAAAAGACGAAACCGAUCGUCGAUUUGCCAAUGCCAGAGAACGAGAAGACCAAGGCGGGUGAACUGCAAGAUAAUGGAUGGAAACAAGCGGUACUAAAGUGUAAAGAAAUCCUGACCAGUAAACCAGUCAUGAAGAUAUUGGAUGGAAACAAAGACUUUGUGAUCCAUACCGAUGCCUCGAACUAUGGAGUGGGAUCAGUAGUUUCUCAAUUGGAUGAAGAUGGAGAGUACCACCCGGUCAUCUUUGAAAGUAGAAAGAUGACACCGGCAGAAAGGAACUACUCAACGACUGACCGAGAGUUGCUCGCGGCAAUUCAUGUAUUACAAAAAGAUAAUUCACAGGCUGAUACAGAGAAUAGUACAUUAAAGAGACAUAGAAAGCGAUACUUAAAAAAUAAUUGUACAAUUAUUAAAAACAAGAAACACAUUGCAAAAAUACUGGAUGAAAGUCAUGCUGGUUAUAUUGGUGGUCAUUUGGGUAUCACCAAAUCGUAUAUGAAGAUACGAUCAAAUUAUUUCUGGAUUGGAUUACAUUCGUCGAUCGUCAAGUUCAUUGGUUCUUGUGAUAUUUGUCAACGUUCAAACAAAUGCAAAGCGAAGGGUUUUCUGACGUCUCUAGAGAUACCUCAAAGAAAUUGGAUGGACAUAUCGAUGGACUUUAUGUCCUUGCCGACGUCCAAGAAUGGAAUGGACAAUUUAUUGGUUGUUGUGGAUAGACUAAGCAAGAUGGUUCACUUAAUGGCUUGCACUAAAGAGAUUGAUGCAGUAGGUACUGCAAAGUUAUUAUUUAACAAUGUCUUUAGACUACACGGACUGCCAUCGUCAAUCGUGUCGGAUAGAGAUCCGAGAUUCACGAGUGACCUUUGGAGUGAAUUAAUGACAGCUAUUGGAACAAAAUUAAAGAUGUCAACACCGAAUAGACCUCAAGGUGACGGUCAGACGGAAAUCUACAACAAGACUAUUAGAAAGAUAAUGGAAAAGUUUCAAGAGACACACAAGGAGAAUUGGGAUGAGCAUCUGACAGCUGUAGAAUUUGCUCUCAAUUCAUUUAAACAAUCGUCAACCAAACUUUCACCAUUCGAAAUCAAUUAUGGAUUUGAACCAACAACACCUUCCAACAUAUUCAACAUUCAUGCGAUCAAAGAUAUGGACAUCAAACAGAUGAUAGAUUACUUCCAAAAGGUUGCGAGAGACAACAUUCUGUCAUCACAAGUCGAACAAGCAAGAAACUACAACAAGAAUAGAAAGGAGAGUACUUUGAAAGAAGGGGAUGAGAUCCUGUUGAAUCGUAACAAGAUCAGCGACGCAUUACUCAAACAAGUGGUAGACAGUAAAAAGUUGAUUCAGGACAAGAUUGGUCCAUUCAAAAUUGUAAAGAAGAUUGGAGAGAAUACAUUUGAAGUCGAUCUACCAUCGACGAGCCGCACACAUAGGGUAUUCAAUGCUGACUACAUGGAAUUGUACAUCAAGAAUGACAAUGACCAAUUCCCAGAUAGAACCAUUCAAUUAGAUAGACCACAAGCAGUAUUGGUUGAUGGAGAAGAGGAGUUUGUAGUAGAAAAGAUACUUGCCAAGAAACUGGUUGGUAGAAACAAAAAGGUUCAAUACUUUGUGUUGUGGAAAGGAUACCCAAUCGACGAAGGUUCAUGGGUAGAUCACGAACAAGUAGAAGAUUGUGAAGCACUUGAUAUCUUCGAGCAAGAACAAGCAGCUGUCACGAAACAAGACAAAACAAACAAGGAAAAGAAAUAA